Messenger RNA from Hydractinia symbiolongicarpus, 5564 nucleotides. Its product is annotated as breast cancer type 1 susceptibility protein homolog. Gene Ontology annotation, molecular function: DNA binding; ubiquitin-protein transferase activity; zinc ion binding. The record is from RefSeq and is a predicted model, not a curated record. Lineage: Eukaryota; Metazoa; Cnidaria; Hydrozoa; Anthoathecata; Hydractiniidae. Gene Ontology annotation, biological process: negative regulation of fatty acid biosynthetic process; positive regulation of transcription by RNA polymerase II; double-strand break repair via homologous recombination. Gene Ontology annotation, cellular component: nucleus; BRCA1-BARD1 complex; plasma membrane. The coding region runs from base 105 to 4946 and encodes 1613 amino acids. The transcript has 20 exons.
AUAAUAUUAAAUUUAAAGAAAUUACAGAUGAGAAAAAAAGUCUACAUUAGAAGUAAACGGGUAGACUGAUCUACUUUGGGGUUAAAAGAAGAUUUACACAAAAAAUGGAUGCACCUGACAACACUGUUACAGAAGUUAGAAAAUUAUUACAAAGUCUACAAAAGAGCUUUCAAUGCACAAUAUGCUUGGAUUUGUUAUCUCAACCAAUAUCAACUAAGUGCAAUCAUCAAUUUUGCAGUCAAUGUAUAAAAGAACUGCUGGUGAAAAGCGACAAGAAGAGGCCGGUUACUUGUCCUCUUUGCAAGAAUAAAAUUACAAAAAGAAGCAUAAAUUCUAAUCCUCAAAUAGCAGAGAUAGUAACCUGUGUCAGAGAUGUCUGCAAUGCUGCUGAUGAUGAUUGUGAAAGAAUAGUAUUUUUAGGUGCCACACCAAUUUUAUCACAGCGUCAUAAAAAGACGAUAUACAGAAACAAAGUUAGAAACAAGAAAGUAAAAAGCAGUUUAUCAUUUGUCUCCAAUAACAACAGCAAAUCACAUUCCAUAUUUGAUUUGAUUUCUGAUGAUGAUGAAGGCGCGCCUAAAACAGACAAUAACAAAUUGUCCAGAAAAUCAGACAAUAAUAUUAUUGCCAAUCUGGAGUCUAUUGAUGCUGUGAAUAAUAAACCUUUUGAGGAGAGCACCACAGUGUACAAAGAUGUUAAAGACGAUCAAAAAGGAAUUAUUCUAGUAAAUAGAAAGCUGUCAAAUCAUGAGGAAAUGCUGAACAAAAAAAACAUUGAGGAAUAUAGUUUGCUUGAUCGAAUUAAAAAGGGACAUAAAAAUUCAAAAUCUCCUGAGUUAUCCAAUCCUCAAAAUUUGUCAGGAAAACGGAAAUCUUUUGAAUUAUCAAGUUCUACUGUUUUAACUAAUGAUGCUGUGCAGCCAAAGAAACGUAAAAAGUUGUCUAAAAAGCAAGCUAAACAGUUCAAAGAGGACAUAUUGGACAUUUCUCCUGAGAUUGAAUUUGAAAACAGUGAGAAAAAUUUUCAUAAAACUAAAAAUGGAAAACAGACUAAAGCAAAACAUAAGAACCACAGUCUGGAUGAUUUAAGAAGCUCGAUAAAUGUUUCUGCAUCUAUUGAAGAUGUUACAACAGCAAAGAAAGUCCUAACUGACAUGUGCAGCUCUGACUUGAUCACAAAAUCUGUGGCAGUAGAUUCUACUGAUCAAACAGUUCCACAAUCUGUCUCUACCGAUGCAACUGUCACUCCAGUUUUACCUGAUAUUUUUUGUCAGGAAAAAUGUGAAAGCAUUGAAACAACAAAUGUUACUCAAAACCAGGAAAGUGAAUCUAUAUUAAAUGAUGGUAUAGAAGAUACCACUAUAAUAGAAGAACCUGAGGUAAAAGAGACUGUAAAUGAAGACAACCCGUUGUUGACAGAUAUAGUCUCAUUACCACAGAGCAAAAAUGCCAUGGAAAUCGACAAAUGGGACAAAAUAAAUGAUCUACCAAUACAUUGUGCUCAGAAAAAUUCACCAAAUAAAAUAAAUCCUGAAAUUGUUCACCAUUCUGACAUUUAUGUUAGAAAAGAUGAAACUGAUGAAAAUACCAAAGUGAAUGAACAUUUAAAUAAUAAUGAAAUUGUAAGUACACCGCCAAACGUAAACAAAUCGUGUCAUAUACAACUCUCGCAAAUUUCUGUUAACGAAUCCCCUGGUAGCAUUUUCUUUCCUGGUAGUAAGAAAUCCGUAGUUAGUACUUGCAGAAGGAAAGAGAGUCAGCCAUUGACACCAUGGAAAUUAUCAUUAGGUAAUACCAUAAAUGAGACUGUUGACAUCAAGUCAUUUAUCAAUAAUAUUGAAAGUCCUAACAAAGACCACUCCAUGUUUGGUAACGUAUCCUUUUCAAAAGUUCCUCUUCCUGUGAAAAAUGGUGUAAUGAAGCCAGUUAAAAUCAUGUCUGCUGAAAGAAUAUCUGCAACAGAGGCUGUUGUAUCAAUAAAAUAUAAAAUGACUGUUGAAAAAUUAAGUUGUGAUUUAUACACAGGAAUGCAGAAGAAAUUGAUCGCAGAGAGAUUGCCUCAAAAAGAAAGUAACUCAAAGGUAUUGACUGGUACGAUAAUCAAAAACGAAGUUUUAGUUAGUGAAGAUAAUCAAGAAAAACAAAUUGUUCAAUCAAAUAAACAAAAUGAUUUUGAAGAAGAGAAUAAAAACAUAGAGAGUAAUAAACACUUAAAGAACUCAAAAGACUGUGUGGACCAAAAUAUGUUGUUAUCAGGGAAGCAGUUUUUGUUGUCAUCAAAAGGCAACAGUGAAGAAUUAAUUCCACCCACACCACCUGGAACGAAAGUACCAACAUCAUUCAGAAAGAGUAUGGAUAAUUCUUUACAUUGUCAAGACGUAGUGGACAAAAAGCAGCAGACACUUUCUCAUAUUCGUGACACCACUAAGGCUGAUGAAAAUGUUGCAUUGAUGCGCAACAAAGAUCCUACACAAGAACUAAAAGUAAACACUUCUGAUAUCGCUGAAAAUCAUAAACUAAUGGAUAGCAAAAGUGUAAUUCAAGAUGUAGAGCCGCAUGUAGAGAUACAAUAUACAGGUGGUAGUGAUCAAUUGCUUUAUGAUGAAGCUGAAAAAAUGGAUCUUGCAAAAUCUAAUAUGUGUAAUAACCAGGUUGAGACUUUAAUAUCAAAAAAAGCUAAUUUAACUGCUGAUGUCACUGAUGCAUUCAUGUGUGACAUAGGAGAUGAAAUUGAUGUGUAUACAAAUGAAAAAAAAUAUGUUUCAGGUGGAGAUAAAAGUGAAAAUGAAGAAAACCUGAGUGAAAGUCUAGUUGGCAGUUGCACGAAUGCUAGUUGUAUUGUAGACGGCAAUGAAAAAAAUGAAAAUAGUGUAUGUCAAAAAGAGGAAGAACGACUCGAUCUUGAUUUAUUUUCCGAGAAUAAAAAAGAUUUUAACCUUGGCAAGAAGUUUCGUGAGAACAUUAACCAACUUAAACGUGAAAAACAAUUAAGUCAGAACAGUGUUGAUUUUGAUGUUUCAGAGCCUGAUUUGAUAGUAGUCGAAUGUACAAACAGUAAAAAAGGCGAGAGAACAAGGAGUGACGACGGAGUUAAAUCGCAAGUUAACACUGGUGCAGUUAAGGAGAAGAUACAUAUGCAUAGUAGUGACAGUGAAGAUGAAAAUUUAACACUGAAAAGAAAGAAAAGAAAGAAGGAGGCGAAAAUUGUAAGUGAUGAAGAAACUAGUAGUGGUUGUGAGGAGAAUCCAGUAAGCAAUUUGAAACACGAGAAGAGUAAGAAACUAAAAAGGAGUAGUGAGGAUGGUCGUCAACCACAGGAGGUAGAUCAGUUACAGUCUGUUACCUUGUGUGAUACAGAUAACGAUGAUAAUGAUGAUGAUCAUGAUGAGAAAGUUCUACCACUGUGUAUCAGUACAGCAAAGAAGAUGGAAAGUGGUGAUAGUAAUAAUAAAAUUUUAUUGAAUCAGAAAGCUGCAAAACGUGAACGUCGUCGUUUGGAAAGGGACAGAAUUGCUGAGCACUUAAAAAAAUACAUUGAUGAAAUAAAGCAAAACGAUGAGGCUGAGAGCAGUGAUGACGACAUUUUAGAGAGAACAGCUUUUGAAGUAAAAGAAAUGCUUGAUGGAAAAAAAAACAAAGCAUCGGUUGGUGAAGAUAAGAACUUCUUAUUUGCCAGCGAGCAUCUGGAACAACAUGAAGAUCUCGAGAAAACAAAUGAUGUCUUAAAAGAGAACACGAGUCAGAAACCUUCAAAGGAAAACAAGAAAAGUAUUUCAGAUACCAAUUUAAAACUUUUGAAGCAACGUUUACUAUCACCCAUAACUAACACAGAUAUUUUAAGACUUCCAAAAGAAAAAAAGUUCUCUGAUUGGAAAUCGUCAACUGAGGAUAAAACUGAUGAGCCUUCUACAAUCAUUUCUUCAAGAAUGUUUAAUAAAGAACUUUCUCCAACAACACCAUCAAAUCUUUUACCGGUUCCAAUAUCACAAUCAACAAUUCUUAAGGAUAUGAGGAAGAAUGAUUUUAAAAAGCCAGUGAAUGUUAAACGGAAGUCCUCACAAGAUAAAACUUCUAAUAUCUCCUGUGUGGAUGCGACGCCUAAAGUCACAUGUGGUACACCAAAAAAAAUGUCUCUCCCUGAUGAAGUAAGAAUGUACGGUGAAAGAAAUAGAAAAAAUAUAUUUGCUACAGAAAAUAAAUAUUCUACAAAUCCAAUCAAGAAGCAGUCCCCACACACAACAACAACAAAUAUGGUUGAUGAGAAAGAAAGCGUGAAACAUCAGAAACCUGUUAUUAUGACGUCACGGUUGUCUAAGAAACAGGUGAAUGCGUGUACAAAAGUUUGUCAAAAACUUGGAGCUAAAAUCGUUCAAACAUAUUCAGAAAGUGUAACUCAUCUUGUUGUUGUGGCAGACGAAAACAAUGCAGUAGCCAAAAUGUCGUAUACAUACAAAUAUCUUAUGAGCUUAGUGGCUGGCUUAUGGAUUGUAGAUUUUAAAUGGAUAAUGGAUUCAUUUCAAAAUGAUUUGUUUGUGAAAGAGGAGAAGUAUGAAGUAAAAGGUGACCCCGCCGCUGAUCAUCAAGAUAUUCCGAAAUUAUACAGGCGAGCUCGAAGCAAGAAUUACUGUUUAUUUGAUGGUUAUCGAAUGUGUCUUGUGGGUAAAUUUGAACAAAGUCAAAUUGGAAGAGAUCAACUUUUAUCACUUCUUCGAAAAUCUGGAGCAGAAAUUGUAUACUCUUUAAAUGAAUUGAAGUGCUCAUCAAGUCAAAUCCAGACGAUGAUGAUAACUGAUGGUUUGAAUCAACUGACAUCAAGAGACAGAGAACUUCUUCAGCAGUACCCAUUACCUGUUAUUCAUCCAGAAUGGAUCGUCGAAUCAAUCAUAAAUUUCAGUAUUCAGGAUACCAGUAUCUUCGAUUUAAGUCGACAAAAAGAAGAUCGCUAAAUAUUUUGUUGUUGUAGAUAAUCUUUUAUUUGUAUAUUUUUUUAGUUUGUGUAGGUCUUUUAUAGUGAAUAUUAUAUUUAAUCUAGGAAAUUGUAAAUUGUGUUUUGUCUUUGAAAAGAAUUUUCACAUAUGAAAUUAAACAAACUUUAAAUAAGCAGCUUUUAAUUUUAAUGCUAAAAUGGAGAUUUAGUGUUUCGUUUACAUGGCGAUACCUCUUGUCAGCAAUUAUGUAAGUUUUAUUCAGCAUGUAUCGUACUUACCGUAGGAGUUUUUUCUUCUCUUUCUUUCAGAACCUUCCAACAAUAAGACCUCACCUUCCUUCCAAUAACCUCCCAUCUUAAAAAUAAUUCCUGCCAAUAAUACCCCAACCUUCAAAUAAUCUUAUCUAAGUUGAGUCCAAUUCUUGUAUUAGAGGGGCAAUCGGCUUGCGAGUUAAAAUUUAAAAUCACUCCUCAAAAGUAAUCUUGGACGUGGAAGUGGACGUGAGAGUGGGCGGUUAAUAAAAGAAAUAUGGUACAUUUUAGUUGUAUAAAUUAUGGGAAAAUUUUAUGUAGGAUAUUUUAUGAAAUUUUUAAAGUAUGGAACUAUUAAGUUGUUACUUUCAUUUACUCACCGUCA